This is a messenger RNA of Ostrinia nubilalis (European corn borer), 523 nucleotides long. RefSeq lists its product as uncharacterized. The transcript is spliced from 3 exons. The coding region runs from base 41 to 523 and encodes 160 amino acids. The record is from RefSeq and is a predicted model, not a curated record. NCBI's taxonomy places the organism in Eukaryota, Metazoa, Arthropoda, Insecta, Lepidoptera, Crambidae.
CGACGACAUCAUCCAGCGAGCUAAAGACUGGCACGCGCUCAUGGCGCUCAAGCGACAGCGCCGCUUCGACGCCAACAAGCGCUACCAGAAGGAAAUCUCCGACCAAGCACGCGAGGUCGCCGAGCGCAAUCGAAGCGAGUACGAAACGGAGUUGAAUCUGCAGAAGCUCGACAACAUCAAGGCCAACGAGGAGAUGGCCGCCAUCAAGAAGUUCGAGGAGGACUUUAAAGCCGCAGAAAAGAACCGCAUCUGGUCGGACAUGCAGCGCUCGCGCCAGGAGAACGAGCAGCGCCGCCGGGAGCAGGCCGCCCGGGACAACAUGGAUGACCGCCUCAUCGACGUCUUACUACGCUCCCGGGCCAGGGUCGAGCAGAAGCGGAAGCAGACGGAGAAGGACGUGAGUACCUAUAGCAGCCAGGGAGAUGUAGGAAGACCUGAGGAAUCGCAUCUGGUCGAACAAGCAACGCUCGCGGUAGAAGAACCAGGAUCGAGCAGAAGCGAAAGCAGACUGAGAAGGACGUGA